AUGGCUGCCAACGCCCUCACCGGCGGGAGCGAUGACGUCCGCGUCAUCGGCUACGAUCCUCUCAUUCCCCCUCAGCUUCUCACUCAAGAACUUCCCGCACCCGCCAAUUCGCUACCCACCGUACUGCGAGGCCGCACCGAAGCCAUUGAGAUCCUCAAAGGCCAUGACGACCGCCUGCUCGUUGUCUGCGGACCCUGCUCCCUCCACGACCCCGACACCGCCAACGAGUACUGCUCGCGUUUGGUCAAGCUGGCCGACAAGCUAAAGGCCGACCUGCUCGUCGUCAUGCGCGCCUACCUGGAGAAGCCACGCACCACGGUGGGCUGGAAGGGCCUCAUCAAUGAUCCUGACAUCGACGAGACGUACAAGAUCAACAAAGGGCUGAGGGUCAGCAGGAAGCUGUUCUGUGAUCUCACCGAGAAGGGCAUGCCCAUUGCCACGGAGAUGCUCGACACCAUCUCGCCGCAGUUCCUCGCCGAUCUCAUCUCCGUGGGUGCCAUUGGCGCUCGCACCACUGAAUCUCAGCUUCAUCGUGAACUCGCCUCCGGUCUCUCCUUCCCCAUGGGCUUCAAGAAUGGCACGGAUGGCGGGCUUGGUGUUGCCGUCGACGCCAUUGGUGCCGCGGCCGCGAAGCAUCAUUUCAUGGGUGUUACCAAGCAAGGUCUGGCGGCUAUUACCCGCACCAAUGGAAACCCGGAUUGCUUCGUCAUUCUACGCGGAGGCACUGCUGGCACCAACUUUGACGCAGCGAGCGUCGAGAAGACGCGCGAAACGUUGAAGAAGAAGGGUCAACGCGAAGUGAUGAUGAUUGAUUGCUCGCAUGGCAACUCUCAAAAAGACCAUCGCAACCAGCCCAAAGUCGCACAGGUCGUCGGCGAUCAGAUACGUCAGGGGCAGGACGCGAUUGUGGGCGUCAUGAUCGAGUCAAACAUCAACGAGGGUAACCAGAAGCCGCCCGCUCCUAACGCUGGCGGGCUCGCCGCGUUGAAAAAGGGCGUCAGCAUUACGGACGCGUGUGUCGAUUGGGAUACCACUGUCGAAGUGCUCGAGCAGCUCGCGGACGCGGUUCGUACGAGACGCCUGUUGAAAGCAAAGCAGCCAAACGGGCAUGCAGCACCGACCGCCAAUGGCGCGCAUUAA
Molecule: messenger RNA, 1140 nt
Organism: Neohortaea acidophila
Lineage: Eukaryota; Fungi; Ascomycota; Dothideomycetes; Mycosphaerellales; Teratosphaeriaceae
Exons: 3
Coding region: 1-1140 (379 amino acids)
Biological process (GO): aromatic amino acid biosynthetic process
Cellular component (GO): cytoplasm
Molecular function (GO): 3-deoxy-7-phosphoheptulonate synthase activity
Source: RefSeq, a predicted model, not a curated record